CGGGGGCCCUCGGGCUGGGGGCGGGGUACGGCUGGCGCGCCCUCCUUGGCCCCACUCAAGAGUCCUUGACUGCCUCGCACAGUUGAGUUCCCGGGAUGGGAAGGGCGACCUGGGCGAUCCGCCCCCAACGCGGCCCACGGUGGGUACCAAUUUAACAGACAUUGUGGCUCAAAAAAAGAUCACCAUCCGAGAGCUGGGGGGCUGCAUGGGCCCCAUCUGGUCCAGUUACUAUGGAAACUGUCAUUCUCUCCUGUUCAUGGUGGAUGCUUCUAACCCCACCCAGCUCUCGGCAUCCUGUGUGCAGCUCCUGGGUCUCCUAUCAGCAGAAGAACUUGCAAAUGCAUCAGUUCUGAUUCUCUUCAAUAAAAUGUACGUGUCUGUGAGUGACCUGCCCUGUUACAUGACCAUAGAAGAGAUGAAGUCAUUAAUCAGGCUCCCAGACCUCAUUGCUUGCGCCAAGCAGAACAUCACCACCUUAGAAAUCAGUGCCUGGAAAGGCACUGGCUUGUCAGACGUGCUGCGCUGGCUCCAGGACACCCACAGAACCAAUGGUUGACUGCAGGGUGGAGAAGCAUGGCCAGCCUGCUCUGUGACAAGAAGGCAGAGGCGGUACUCCUUGGCCAUCGGCUGUCUGUUGCUUUUUAUAAAAGCAGGCUAAGCCCUGGAAGACGGGGUUCUGUGCUGAGUUGCAGUGAUGGAUAAACUGUCACCCAGGUUACAGAAACUCCUGAUAUCUGCCCUCUGGCUCCAGGAUUGGGAGAGGAGGACAGGCCUGCCAGGUGGCUUGUGUCCUGUACCAUCCUGCAAUGGUUUUAGGGGAAUUGUUCCCCUCUCCCCAGGAGAUCUGCUUUCCAACCUGUAAAGUUUCUGGUACCUUAACGGUGGGAUACCCCACGGACAGCGUCAGGUACAUGAGUCAGUGUGGUAGGAAAAACCAGGCUUUGGGUUAGAAAUAGUAAACCUUUACUACCCAGAGGUGCCUCCAUGGUCAGGGAUCCCGCAGGUAGGCCAGGGUGGAGAGAGGCUCUCAUGGGGUAUGGGAGGUGCUGGUGAGCUCAUGGCCAGACCCUCAGGCCACAGUUCCUCCAUGGCCCGCUGUGUUCUCAGCUAAGAGAGCUUGCAGGAAACACCUACAUCUAUUGCUGGUGCAUUUGUGUCCUAGGGCCCCUGUAAUGAAUCACCAUAAACGGUGGCUUGUAGCAACAUAAACUUAACAGUCAGGACUGGAAGCCAGAAGUCUGAAACUGAGGUAUCAGCAGGGGUGAUCCUUUUGGAGACUCCAAGGGAGAAUCCAUCCCUUGCUGUGGUUGCUGCAUGGUGUCCUUGGCUUGUGGCUUGCAAGACUUGAAUCCCUGACUCUUGUCUUUUUUUUGUUGUUGUUGUUGCGCUGGGUCUUUGUUGGUGCCUGAGGGCUUUCUCUAGUUGCAGAGAGCUGGGGCUACUCUGCCUUGCA
Messenger RNA from Capra hircus (goat), 1453 nucleotides. It is a transcript of the gene ARL16, whose product is annotated as ADP ribosylation factor like GTPase 16. Gene Ontology annotation, molecular function: GTPase activity; GTP binding. The transcript has 4 exons. The record is from RefSeq and is a predicted model, not a curated record. The coding region runs from base 206 to 556 and encodes 116 amino acids. NCBI's taxonomy places the organism in Eukaryota, Metazoa, Chordata, Mammalia, Artiodactyla, Bovidae.